Trichechus manatus latirostris (Florida manatee) is the source of this 1779-nucleotide messenger RNA. RefSeq names its product major facilitator superfamily domain containing 3 (gene SLC33A2). Lineage: Eukaryota; Metazoa; Chordata; Mammalia; Sirenia; Trichechidae. Gene Ontology annotation, molecular function: transmembrane transporter activity. The transcript has 5 exons. The record is from RefSeq and is a predicted model, not a curated record. Gene Ontology annotation, biological process: transmembrane transport. Gene Ontology annotation, cellular component: membrane. Bases 492 to 1733 code for a protein of 413 amino acids.
CUAGGAGGGUGCUAGAGGACGGGCCGCGGCAGAGCGGGCGGUGCGGGACGCGGGGUGAAGGGGAAGCAGGCGUCCCCUUCCUGGGCGCUUUACUUGCAGCCACGCGAAGCAUGCCUGGAGCCUGAGGCCUGCUUUCUUACCGGAAGCCCCUCUCGUGUCGGGAGUACCCAUCCCUGGUUGGAGGGAUCUCUCUCGCCACAAUUUGGACCCAGCUUCUGUUCUUCUGGGGCAUUGACACCCCCAGGACCGGAGGGCGCGCGUCCUGACCCCAUCUGUCCAACGCUGACCCCCUCCCAAAGUCUAAGCCUAAGUGUGACCUCUGACCCUAUCCUGACCGGAACAUACUUUGUUAGGCCCCACAUGGAACCUGAUUUGCCCUCACCCCGACUGUGAUCUCUGGCCCCACUCAGACGGCGCCUUGGACCCAGCCGGACCGCCAUGGACUCACACCCCACCUUGCCGCUGCCUUGGAUCCUCUGCUGGUGCCAGCCAUGCGCGGAAAGCUGUUGUUGAUGGCCGGUCUCUACCUGGUGCAGGGCCUGCCCUACGGGCUGCAGUCCGGCCUGCUGCCCGUGCUGCUGCGGGCCCGUGGCCUCUCAUUGACGCGCGUGGGUCUGGCCAAGGGGCUGUAUGCGCCGUGGCUGUUCAAGCUGGUGUGGGCCCCACUAGUGGACACAAGAGGCUCCCCACGGGUCUGGUUGGCGCUCAGUACGGCUGCACUGGGUGUGGUGUGUGGGUUGCUGGCCUCACUGCCUCCAGCUGAGGAAGGCCAGGUCGGGCUGCCCACCAUCACGGCUGUGUUGCUCCUGCUGCUAAACCUGGGAGCAGCCGUGCAGGAUGUGGCCCUGGACACGCUGGCUGUGCAGCUCCUGGAGCCAGCCGAGCUGGGCCCUGGCAACACAGUGCAGGUGGUUGCCUACAAGCUGGGAGCGGCACUGGCGGGGGGUGGGCUGCUGGCCCUAGUGCCCACUCUCUCCUGGCCCCUGCUCUUCCUGCUUAUGGCUGUCACCUAUUUGCUAGCUGCUGCACUGGCCUGGGCCUCACCAGCCCUGGAGCUGCUGCCACAGCCGCAGCCCUCAGAGGCAGCUCCACGUCCUGGGCACCACCUGCAGGCCCUGUUGGCUGUGCCUGGGACCCUGUGGACAGCCGGCUUCGUGCUUACCUACAAGCUGGGUGAGCAAGGCGCUGGCAGCCUAUUCCCACUCCUCCUGCUGGACCGUGGCGCCUCUGCCCCGGAGCUGGGGCUGUGGAAUGGCAUGGGUGCAGUGGCCUGUUCCAUCGCUGGCUCCUCACUGGGCGGGGCCCUGCUGGCCAGGCACCGGCAGCCACUUCCCCUCCUGAGGCCAGUGUUGCAGCUCCGCCUGGUGGGCCUUGCCUGCCAAACUGCCCUGCUCUUCCGCCUGGACGCCCUGGGGACGGGUGUGGGUCUUGGCACAGUCCUGAAAGGGGUGUCUUUGUUGAGCCUGUGUUUGCAGCACUUCCUGGGGGGCCUGGUCACCACUGUCACGUUCACUGUGAUGAUGCGCUGUAGCCAGCUCGCACAUAGUGCUUUGCAGGCCACGCACUAUAGCCUCCUGGCUACCCUGGAGCUGCUGGGGAAGCUGCUGCUGGGCACGCUGGCUGGCGUGCUGGCUGACAGCCUGGGGCUGCGGCCCUGCUUCUCCCUCUUCCUGGCUCUGUCGGCUGUGCCCACCCUCUACCUGGGCCUGGCGCCCAGCUCCUUGGCCCGAUAGCCAAUAAAAAACAAGUGUGCGGGGGCUUGGCUGUGUGGAUGACAUG